UGUGUGGAGCACCAACGUUACUUCCUGCGGCUCCCCGGUGGAAGCUGCUGCUGCUCCGCGUUGAGAAGAAGCGGCGGACGUGAUUAUCCGCUUCACCCCGUUAGCUCAUCGGCUAAUGGUCUGCAUCCGCGAGCGAGGAUAGCAAUGGGAAGCCGCUGGAGCUAGUGAAAGUUAGUCACGGCGUACGUCGGGACUUUAAUGUCCGCAAACAUCCCAAAAGGAGGUUCGCGUAUCAUGCCGUGGCCUCGAGGGGGAUCUUUAUUGUAGAAUUCCUACUUGGAAAAGGCUAGCUCAGGUGCUAGCGACGCUACAAACGAUUUCUAAUUGGCUUUCCGCUCAAUGGCUCUCGCUUGUUUUUCCCUGUCAUAGCGACAGCUUGGGAAAACUGGGAGAGGCCCUGGGAACUUCAUGACAAACCAAAGCCUGGCGCUGAAGCACAACUUCGGAAAACUUGACUGGCGAGGGACCGAAAAUGAAGAAACAGUUCAAUCGGAUGAAGCAGCUCGCCAAUCAAACUGUUGGCAGAGCAGAGAAAACAGAAGUCCUCAGCGAUGACCUCCUACAGAUUGAACGGCGAAUGGAGCUGGUGCGUGUGGUGUCUCACAAUACACACAAAAAGAUGGUGUCAUGUCUGCAGGGACACAUUGGAGCAGAUGCAGAGAAGAGACAUUCCGUACCACGCCUGUAUACAGGAAACGGUCAGAAAAAGCUUCCUCUCACCUCACUGUCACAGGCCAUGGUGGAAGGAGGAAACCAGCUGGGGGAGGACUCUUUGAUAGGGAAGAUGAUGGAAGUGUGCGGCGAGGCAGAGAAUCGUCUGGCAUCAGAACUGAUGCUACACGAGCUGCAGAUAGAGAAGGAUGUUCUCGAUCCUCUCAGCCAGCUUGCAGAGGUAGAAAUUCCCAACAUCCUGAAGCAGAGGAAACAGCUGGCCAAGUUGGUGCUGGACUAUGAUUCUGCCAGAGCGAGGUGGUUGCAGGCAACCAAGUCAAUAAUCUCAGGAACAAAUACUCAAGCACUGACGGCCAAGGCCGACCUGCUCAAGGAGGAGGUGGACGAGGCUAUGAACAAAGUAGAGCUCUGCAAGGACCAGCUUGCUGCAGACAUGUACAGUUUUUUCUCAAAAGAAGGCGACUAUGCCCACUACUUUGUGACGCUCUUAGACGCUCAGGCUGAUUACCACAGAAAGUCUCUCACUGUUCUGGAGAGUGUCUUACCGACGAUCCAAGCUCAGCAAGACUCGUGGAUGGAGAAGCCUGCGUUUGGCAUGGCUCUGGACGAUCACCUGAAAAGGAGCGGGCGGGAGAUCGCUCUACCGAUGGAGGCCUGCGUCAUGAUGCUUCUGGAGACGGGCAUGAAGGAAGAGGGUCUAUUCAGAAUCGCAGCUGGUGCAUCCAAGCUAAAGAAGCUGAAGGCAGCUCUGGACUGCUCCACCUCACAGCUGGAGGAGUUCUACUCAGACCCCCAUGCUGUUGCUGGAGCACUUAAAUCCUACCUGAGGGAACUACCUGAACCUCUAAUGACCUACCAGCUUUAUGACGAAUGGAUCCAGGCUUCCAGUGUGUCAGACCCAGACAAACGGCUGCAGGCACUCUGGCUUGUGUGUGACAAACUACCUAAGAGCAACAAAAACAACUUGAGGUAUCUGGUGAAGUUCUUGGCUAAACUAGCUCUGGAGAGCGAGGUGAACAAAAUGACUCCAAGCAACAUCGCCAUCGUCCUAGGUCCCAACCUGCUGUGGGCUAAGACUGAGGGGAGUCUGGCUGAGAUGGCUGCAGCUACUUCUGUACACGUGGUGUCCAUUGUUGAACCCAUCAUCCAGCAUGCUGACUGGUUCUUUCCUGAGGAUGUGGAGUUCAACGUGUCCGGUAUGUUUGUGAUGCCCACACCGGCCUCCAACCACAACAACCACCAGGAUUAUGACUGCGGCACCAUCGAGAGGAAGAGGCCCGGCAGCGUGGUGGCACCGGAGAACGAUGCAGCACGCAAAGACAACAGCUCUAACAAGCACUUGGACCACACCCUUCGUAGAGGCAGUAGCACCUUAGGUAGAAAGCAGCACAUCUCACCUGCCUUCCAGCCUCCCUUACCCCCUGUGGAGGUUCAGGUACUGGGACACGGGGCGGGGCAGGCCGCUCAGACCCCGACUGAAGCCCAGCCACCAGCCCCACAGGGGGGUUGUGGGUUUGACACAUCCCAGCAUAGCUUGGCACAGAGUCUGGCUGCUCUGGCAGCCGCUCAGCAGCUCCUGGCUCAGCACACGGAGGAGCUCAGCAACCCAAAGCUGCGUGACUCCACCCCCACCCCCGUGCUUCAGAGGAAUGGCUCUGGCGGAGGCGGCUCGGCUGGAACUACCGGGACCGGAUCCAUGGGGCCGAGUCCACAUUUGAUGCGUCGUGGUACCAAGAAGCAGGCCCCUCCCCCUCCCAAACCAUCAAACCCCCCUCCCAGCCAGCCUUGCAGCUCCACUAGCUCAGUCCCUUCCUCUGGCUCGACCCAGUCUCUCAGCCCCACCACCAGACCCUCACCCAGCCACUCUCCCACUUCCCCUGCCUCUCCCACCUCCCAGCCCUCUGCCACGCCCCGACGCCACUCCAACAACCAGCCUCCGAUCCAGGCGCCGAGCCACCCGCCUCCAGAACCCCCCACGUCUCAGCCUGCUCCUCAACCCGGGGAUGACCAGCCCUCACCUCCAGGAACCCCGUCCCCUCCAGACACGCCUCCUCCACAGUCCGCCACCAGUCAGGACGUCACCGCUCCUCUGUCUCCCCAGCAGUUGGGCUCACUUCCCCGACCGCGGCCGGUCCCCAAGCCUCGGAACAGACCCUCCAUCCCCCCGCCCCCCCAGCCCAACACACUGAGCGGUGACAGCAACGGGAUCUGCAGCUCAGCCUACAAGAUGAUGGGUUAGAGCUGCACUUGUGAGAGACCCAGCGAUGCCGUUCAAGGGGAUCAGUCGAGCUCUAGUCCCUGAGCUCGCUGUCGACCAGCAGCCAGUGACGGUCUCCCCCUCCUCCUCCUCUUCAUGCCUGCUUCAUCCCAAAGAUUACAACCUGGACACCGAGAGCACGGUCCUUUAAGGAGAAAACCAAACAUCCCGACCCUAGAGCCCUGAGCAGAGUCUUUCUCUUUGGAUCAAGGAUGUUUUUGUUUGUCUACAACAGAAGAUCUGUCUCUAGUAAACCAAAGGACCUGAUCCAUAUUUAUCACUCAUUACACGUUCAACACACACGAUUUGAAGCAGAUGUAACUGCAGCUCCAGUCAUCUCUAACAGAUGUGUGUUUUCAUCAGAUUUGUCUCUCCUCAGUUGUUAACCGACAGAUUACGGUUGGCACCAGAUGCAGAAUGUGAGGUGACAAAUCUCUGAAACGCGCGCACACACACACUGCCGCCUCUGUUCUUUACUACCUGUGCUGCAGAACAAGCUUGAGACAAUCAGCAGGUGGGCUGCCAGACGACGCUUUGCCAGAAUCUGAUGGAGACUCGGAGUGAGCUGAGAGGGGUCACAGUGGCCUUUGAACACAGCCAGUGGUGUAGAAACCAAAAGUGAAGCUGAUGACGGCAGGUUUCCAGUCAUCUCGGACUCUUGAUUCACCUCCACAUCUUUAUGGUUUUCCUCCUCGCUCUUCUAUUUAUUUACCAGUUUAUAAAGAACACGCAUUCCCCGUGGCUUGAUAGUUAAUGCAGUUCCACAUGCCUUAUCGGUUCCUAACAGAACCACAAUAAACACAUCUGCUGUAGGGAGCAGACUCGGUGCUGCAGCAUGUCUUAAGGCGUUGUCUUGGUAACCGUUUCAGGGAUGCGAUGGAGGAGGUUGGAGCUCUAGCAAUAGAAGUUUGUAUGUAAACGUGUUUUGGGGUUAUAUGAGCAGAAGUAGCAGGAUGAGACGACCCCCCCACCCCGAUUGCAUUAGACAGUAUUUAUCUCUGCGUGACUUCGUCCUUUCCUGUUUCGUUCGCAGGAAGCAGCUCAGUCUGAGUCAGAGUGAAUGUAAGGACAGAUGUUGUUUUACCAGCUGCAUCAUCCUGAGCAGAAGGAUGCAAAAACAAACUGAUGUUGCACUUGUGUUGAUUAAAUAAAAGCUUCUUCCUUUCCUGUCUCACCCAUUGAGCUGAGCUCUCGUGUUUUCUCAGCAGUGACGUGGGUUGGAUUUGUUUCCUUGUGUAUAAACUUUGCUUUAGUUUGGUUCUGAAAGAACCGAGCCAAUAUGGUACCAGUGGAGAAGUCUCUGAUGCUGCAUCUGACCCGAAAACCAGUUUUCAGAGUCGAUCACAGCUUUUCUAUUUUCUCCUGUACCUCGCUGCCUUAUCCCUUUGCAUAUGAGAGCGUGUGCCCUUUAAGAAAAACGCCAUUAAACCAGAAGUGAUGAUGCUGCAUUUUCAUGCUCUGUUUAGUUUUUAUGCUGGCUGGUAAAUGGGAAAAACUUGUACACGAAGCUUAAUUUUACCCUCUUUCCAAAGAAAAUAAAGUAUAUGAAGACCUGC
This is a messenger RNA of Nothobranchius furzeri (turquoise killifish), 4485 nucleotides long. It is a transcript of the gene arhgap17a, whose product is annotated as Rho GTPase activating protein 17a. The record is from RefSeq and is a predicted model, not a curated record. Gene Ontology annotation, molecular function: GTPase activator activity; protein binding. Lineage: Eukaryota; Metazoa; Chordata; Actinopteri; Cyprinodontiformes; Nothobranchiidae. Gene Ontology annotation, cellular component: cytoplasm; cytosol; intracellular anatomical structure. Gene Ontology annotation, biological process: regulation of actin cytoskeleton organization; signal transduction; positive regulation of GTPase activity.